CCGUCUAGGAAAUCCGAAUUGAAAGCGCAACAAAAACCAAAGCCGAGUUUUCACGCACACCAACCCGUUAAUGCUGCACAUAUGCAAAUGUGUUUGUGUGUUUGCCCAAGAGUGAAAUAUAUAUGUAGUUUUUUUUCUAAGCGAAAUCUUAUUGGAAUGGCAAACGGUAAAAGAUAACACAAGGAUAACUGUGCAAGUGUUAGUGCUGUGAAAGGAAAUAUUAUUUUAGUGCAGUGUUUUUUUUGCAUUUUAUUUUAUUUUGUGGCUGCAACGCCCACUGAAUUUGUCUCUCUCAAAUAUGAGAAGAAGAAACAGAGAAAGAAGUGGAAGGGGAGAAAAACACAAAAACUAACAACAACAACAAUUGUUAAAGGAAUCUCUCUCUUUGCCCAUGUCUGUGUAUGUGCUGAUCUCUGUGUGUGUGUGUGGCUGCUACGCUUUUGUUGUCGUUUUGAUAAAAACCGAAAAACGAGAAAGUCUCAAAGAAAAUUCAUUGCGUCUGCGCCUCCAAAAAAUAUUGCAAUAACAAGAAACAAGAAAAAUAAAUUUGGCCUUGGUUAAAAUGCAAAAAAAAAGAAACAAGCAAGUUUCGAGGCAGCAUCAAAACACGCACACAUACAAAUGCAAUUUGAAAGGGCAACUGCACAACAACAACAAGAGCAUCUGCAACUGGAAAAACAACAACAAAAACCACAACAACCACAAAAUAAUAUACAAGUGCAAGUGCAACCGGUUAUUUAACCGCUAAUUUUGAACUCGAAAUCCAAUUGGGAAUUUGUUUAAAUUAGGAACUGUUCUUUUCGAAUUCGAAAUCCAAUGAAAGUUUUUAAUAUAUAAAACUUUUGCUACAAAAAACUUCAAGAUUUCCGUCUUUUUUUUUAAUUAUUUUCAUUAAGCCCUCCAAGGGUUAAUUGUCUGGCAAUCGUCGAGCGCCAAUAAAGAUAAACCUUACACGAUAAAUAAUGUAAAUAUUCAAACUGGUAUAUAUCUGUUGUUUCAUGACGUCUUAUAACAGUAUAAUAUUUCAAACAUAAAAAUGUAACAGCGUGCAUCGUUGCUGAUAUCUUUUAAAAAAGAGGAAAAUAAAUCCAAUAUAUAAAUAUUAGCAUUAAUUUCAUGGAUACUCCCCAGCAUACUCCCCAGCAUUUCUCCAGUAUAUUCAAAGAAUGAAAGUUCUAAGCAUUCAAAUCUUUUCAAUAUAUUGAUCAUAAAGGGCAUGCUGAUUACUAGGUACUCGUAUAAUUAGAGUUACUGAUUUGUACUUCAAAGUCCAAACAGCCCUGAGUUUUUCACCGUAAGACAAAGGGCCCUGAAAGAACUCUCCUCAUUGAGGUGCUCUCGUUGCUGUUGUUAUGGCUCUUGGCUGUGCGGCUGCCCACACGCAAGGAUAAUCCAGAUUUCGAGUCUGAAACUGUGACGCACACAGAAUAAAAAUAAGAGGCAGAUACAGAUACAGAUACAAAUUCAGUGCAGACACGAAACUCAAACACACACACACACACACUCUUGCAGGCGGUGAAGGCGACAACGCACAACUGGUGCUCGUCGUUACAUAAAAGGCAACCUCGCCCUCUCUUCGUCAUCAUCUCGAAGAAUCAUCAUCAUCAUUAAUAUAGCAUCAUCGUCAACCGCAUCUUUGGAGUGAGGAACCAGUGAACGAAAGCCAGCGAACUAAAGGAGGAGCAGCAGCCAAAGGAGGAUCUCCGGGCACCAUGAGCGUCUUCGACGACUUCCAGCGCCUGUGGAUGCAGCGCUUUCCGCAGAGCUCACUAUCCGACGCCUGGGAACAGGAUGUGCGGGCCAGCCUCGAGCGGCACAAGCUGCGUAUCCUUGAGCUUAGCAAGGAGCUCGAACAGGAGACCCUCUAUGUGGAGUACCUGGAGCGUCUGCUGUCCGAUGUGGAAAAGUACCGCGCCUCAGGCGGGGAUCCAACGGCUCUCUUUGAGGCCGCCAGCGGCAGUAGCGGUAGCACCAACAAUGGCAACAGCAACACCACCAAUGGAACGCCGCCAGGAAGCACCACCAAUGUGGACAAAGAGUUUAAAUCCAGUUUAAAUCUGCGCGAGACGUCCACUUCACCGGGCGGCAAGGAAAAGGACCGUCUGUCGCUGAACACGGACAACAAGUACCCAGCACACACAAAUGCCGUGAGUAGUGGGAGUGGGAGUGGCACAGGCACAGGGCCGGCAAGCGGUCCACUCCACUCUGCACCGGCCACAGGGGCAAACAAGAGGAUAGCGGAGCUGAGUUUCGAGCGGGAGGACCGAGACAAGGACAGUGGCAACGAGAAGGACACCAAUGGAGCCCUACAGCAGUGCAUCACAGAACUGGCAGCCUCUAUAAAAGCGCAGCCAGAUAAUGGAGCGGUGAGCUCAGCAGCGGGAUCAGGAUCAGGCGGGGGCGAAGCCGACAAGGAUUCGUCCACAUCAACAUCCACGAAACAGCCGCUGCGCAAGUCCACAUCGCAAUAUGUCACCGUCAUCCAGGUCAAGGAGGCCAAAGACAAAGAAGUUGACGAUGGAGCAAUCUCGUCAUCGGGAGUCAAUGACACACAGCCACAGCAACCCACGCCGCCCUCCACAUUCGCUCGCUAUGCGGAAGCCACUGCUCCUCCGCUGUCGCCAUCGCUCACCUCGUACGCUGCCCAUGUGGAGGCCAAAAAGAAAAUGCCACCCAGACCUCCACCAAAGAACAUUCGGCGCGUGGAGCCGCCAACCAUUCCCAGCCAGCAGCUGUCGUCCUCGCCCAAAAGAGACACUCCAUUCGUGGGCAGCACGAUGCCCCUGCCAAGCAGUUCCGGCGGCAGCCUAUCUUCCGACAGUCCGGGCAAUUCGCUGGAGCGAAAUAUCAAGCCCUCGGACAUAUUGCGCCAAAAGUCAUCUGAGAACCUAGACUCCAAGUAUGCGGCGAAUCGGAAAACCACACCGGAGCUGGGAAAAUUUGUGAAUGUAAACAAUCCCGAACUGAUGGAGGAGCUCGGUCGCAAGAUGGUGGGCAAGACAGAUGGUCUGGAGCAGGCGAAGAGAAACGACUCGUCGCCCUCAGGCGGUGGCAGCUUAGGGCGCACUGCCUCCACACCCGGACGAUCAUUAACUCCAGGACGUACGGGUGUGGGUGCUUCGCCCACUGGAAGCCUAAACAAAACUGCAAAACUGGCAACGGCGGACAGCAGUUCCACUAGCAGUCUGGAGAAGAAGUCACGCACUUGCCUGCAGGCUAGCGAUGCGGAGGGAUCGGGAGGAUCAGGGACGAACCAGCGAAGUGUGGGCUCCAAGGAAUCGCUGGCUUCACAAGGCAUAUCAGAGGUGAUCAAGAGCUACGAGAGCGUAUCAUCACUGAGUUCGGAUAGCGCCAAGGCGGCAGCGGCUUCCCAGCAAGCGGCGACAGCCGGAGGAACUGCAGCGGAUAAUGAGCCUUACUAUGAUAGUGUGCCGCUGGACAACGGCGACGGGGAAUACGUGUUCAUCAAGCCCGGACGCACCGGUUCCUCCUCCAGCCGCGAUGACUUGUCGACGCCCGGCAGCAGCACUUUGCCCUUGGCCAAUGUGGCGGAUCCCGAAUCUCCAGGCAGGACCUCCAACUACGUCAAUAUCGACUACUUUCUACAACAGAGCAAUGAGACGCGCUCAAGUUCGCUGGACAGCGACGGGGAGUACGAAGGCCCGCCCAUACUGCGCACAAUUUCGCACGACGAGCAGACCACGUCACAAACUACGCCGGGAGCACUUCGCAAGAACUUAGUUUCAGCGAUACUUGUCUGCGGAAACGCCCGAGGUGCCAAAAUACGAUCCAUACUCAGCUCAAUUAUUCAGAGCGAGACGAUCUACGUGGAGUGCCUCAAUAAAAUGAUGCAGUAUAAGAAGGCCAUCCACGCGACCCUGAAUACUUCGCAGCCUGUGAUCAAGGAGGAGGAGGAGAACACGAUCUUCUUUAAGAUCGACGAGCUUUAUGAUCUCCACACCGGCUUCCUGUCCGACCUGAAGACCAUUGUGUCCCACGAAGGUGGCGAUGUGCUGAUCGGCGAGCCAUUUCGUCGACUGGCGGAGACGUUCGACCUAUACAGCGCCUUUUUGCACAACUACAAGAACGCCAUUGAUACGGUGAAGAAGUGCAGUGCGAAUAAUCCACAGUUCAAGAAGAUCGUCUCGACAAUUGUGGUUAAUCUGCAAACGGAGCAAUCGCUAACGCUCGAGGAUCUGCUGCACAAACCAGUGGCGCGGGUGCAGAUCAAUGCGUUGGUCUUCAACGAUUUGCUGCGCGAAACGCCUAAUGCCCAUCCGGAUCACCAGCCGUUGCGACAGGCGCAGAAGAUCAUCCAGAUGUUCCUUAACCAGUUCAAUGUGGUUAGUCAGCGGCUGCCCAGCGAAUCUAAUCGGAAUUUGAGACGCAUGGUGCGCAAUUCGUUCAUCGUGGAGCUGGUCGAUGGGCAUCGCAAGCUGCGGCAUCUCUUCCUUUUCAAUGAUGUGAUUGCGUGCGCCAAGUACAAGGCGCUGGGGCGUGAUCGCAUCGACUAUGAGCUCAAGUGGUUCAUUCCGCUGAAGGACAUAUCCAUUUACGAGGAGGCUGAUCCUGCGGGAGAGCUCAAGGAAUCUAGUCCCGCGAACAUUUCGCAAGUGAAACGCAAUUUGCGCUCUGUUCGAGAUCAAUUAGCUAUGGAGGUGGCCAACAGUGGUGGCGGAGGAGUCCGUUCCGGGGACAAGUAUCGCCGCAAACUGGCCGAUCUGGAGUCACAGCUGGUGUUGGCCACGCCAAAUUUGGUGCUGCGAAUGGGCAACAAAGCUAAUAACAAGACCAUGACCUUCUUCCUCAGCUCAGAUUUUGAGCGGACGCAGUGGAUCGACUCGAUUACGUCGCUAAAGCAAAAGUGCAACCUGCCUGGAGCCAAUACUAUCAAUUCACUGGAGGUCACCGCCUUCAUUGUAGCCAUGCAGAAGGGCAUGAAGACUGAAAUGGGUUCGUAUUUGAUGCGCAACACCAACGACGAGAGCCUGCUGGUUGGAGACCUGCACAUGGGUGUCCAGGGAUUGAGCGGAUUGGAACAGGCGUCCGACUUGUACAUCUGCAUCGAGGUGGACUCCUACGGCCACUAUUUCCGCAAGGCCACCACCAAGAUGGUGUGUCGCAGCCAAACGCCGUUGUGGAACGAGAGCUUUAUGCUAGAACUGGAGGGCAGCCAAAAUGUCCGCAUUCUUCUUUAUGAGGCCAAGGAACGACCGCUCCUUAAAGCCAAGCACAUACUCAAGUUGAGCCUCAGUUGGCUUACGGAAACCACGCAGCCGCGAACAAUAAAGCUUAGUGAGACCUUGGAGCUCGGCUGUAACUUCCGGUUCGUUCCCGGAGAGCUCUGCCGCGCAACCACAAAGCCAGGAGCCCUAUUCGGUGCCAAAAUGAGUCAAGUAUUAAAACGCGAAAAACGCGACAUUCCGUUCAUCAUCAGUGCCUGCAUUCGGGAGGUGGAGCGACGGGGGAUGCUGGAGGUUGGUUGCUAUCGUGUCAGCGGUUCCGCCUCUGAUUUGGCCAAGCUCAAAAAGGCCUUUGAGUCGGAUUCUUACGAGGCAGAGCAGCUGUUACGCGAGGUCGACAUCCAUUCGGUCACUGGCAUUUUGAAGACUUUCUUAAGGGAGCUGCCCGAAGCCCUAUUUACAGAUCAACUGUAUCCAAGAUUCUUUGACACAUUCAGCGCCUUUAGCAACAACAACGAAACCACGCGAAUCAACGAGCUGCUCAAAGUUUUUGAGGAGCUACCGCAGGCCAACAAGGCCUCCAUCACCUCCAUUCUAGAUCAUCUAAUUAGGGUCCACGAAAAGGAGGCGGACAACAAGAUGUCGCUGCACAAUCUGGCCAUGGUUUUUGGGCCCACCUUGCUGAGGCCAGGACAAACGCAGGUGAAGCAGAAAGAUCCCCUGGCGGCUAGCACUGUUGACGUGAUGGCCCAGGCCGGAAUCCUCUACUGCUUCCUGCAGGCACGCAUCAAGAAGGAUUAGGACCCAGAAGGCCGCCUGCACAGAUAUACAUAUGGAAUAUAUAUAUAUAUUUAUAUAUAUAUACAUAAAUUAUAUAUUUUUUUUACUAAGCAAUAGCGGUAAUUCGAAAGAAAUUCGAUGGAUAGCCAACGCAUACACCACGCCCCCACAUGCCUGCACAAAUGAUACACAAAAACACCUUAAAGCUCCGAUAAAUGCCUGAAUAACACCUUGAAAAUGCUUGGAAUUCGCCUAAAAAAAAACACCUAAAACACUUCAAAACACCUGCGCUGCCAAUUGUAUAUACCAGAAACCGAAACUGAAACUAAAAAUCUGGCGAGGAAUACGGAAGCCCUAGGAUCUGUGAAAGGAUCCAGGGAUGUGAACAAAUCUGCUCAAUGGCGGGCUAACACACGCAUUACACACAUCAACAACACACACCUGGGAUGAUCAAGUGUCUAACACUAAAUAGCUGCUCCUCCGCUUACUAAAUAUUAUUCCCAUGUAUUACAGAUAUUUCCGUAGAUCUGUAGACUGUAUGUUUUACGUUUAGAUGCGACCUUUUGCUUACUGCAACUAUUGCAAAAGACAAAAGGAAAGCAGACAAUUGCAAAUAUUUUCAAUAUUACACGUAUAUAUCUAGAGACGUAUAUACCAACCUAUAUAUAAUUAAUUACUAUUACUAGUACUAUAAUUUACUAAAGUGAGGUAGCGAGUUUUUUUGGCUGAUCAAUGAUUGAUAUACGAUGUACGAUGUAUGUGUUUGCUUAUAAAAUUCUGUUUUUUUUUCGUCUUGUUUUAUAUUAAUUAUUUAGGUUUUAUAUAAACAGAAGCGUAAAAUAAAAUAUAUUCUAUUUAGAAAUUGCUAUCGAGA
Molecule: messenger RNA, 6837 nt
Organism: Drosophila eugracilis
Lineage: Eukaryota; Metazoa; Arthropoda; Insecta; Diptera; Drosophilidae
Gene: RhoGAP1A
Product: active breakpoint cluster region-related protein
Exons: 13
Coding region: 1713-5984 (1423 amino acids)
Biological process (GO): signal transduction; positive regulation of GTPase activity
Cellular component (GO): membrane
Molecular function (GO): GTPase activator activity; guanyl-nucleotide exchange factor activity
Source: RefSeq, a predicted model, not a curated record